Molecule: messenger RNA, 366 nt
Organism: Monascus purpureus
Lineage: Eukaryota; Fungi; Ascomycota; Eurotiomycetes; Eurotiales; Aspergillaceae
Source: the annotation of a GenBank genome assembly
AUGGUGACGGUAUUGCGGUUACAGGCCAUACAAAUCCCUUCUCCCCAGGGCUUCAAUCGCGUUCCUACCCAUCCUCAUUCUUCAAUCGUCUGCUACUGUGCAUACAUACCGCCUCUGGCCCUUUUAAUUUCAAAUUUUGCAUAUACGUCCAUCGCGUCUUCCCACGCGAGCUUGCAGCUUGUGUUGUGGGGCAUUGCUUGCCAGCUCGAUCAGUUUUCCACGCUAAGCGUAGGGCCAAACAUUCUCCUUGCCCUAAAUAUUAUAGCGGUUCUGCUGCGAUCCUCCAGUACAGAUCCACUAGUGCUUAUAUGCAUUUUUGGGUACUCUCUCCUGUCUGGAUUCAUAAUAUCUAAUUAUCUUCUGUGA